AUGAAUGUUUUCAUGUGUAUAAGGCAGCUCAGCUGCUUUUUUUAUGGUUGCUACUCUCUUUAAAAGUUGAAAAAUGGAUUUUCUGAAGCGAGUGGUACCUGCUGUAAUAACUGGCGAUGUUGUUUUGGAUGUUGGGGCUACUGAUUGUGACGGUGUCCCAAAACUUCUAAAAAUGAGACGUUUGAGUUUGCUUUCUAUAGGACAGACAAUGGAAGAAGAACUUGAUGAAAAUGCUUUAAUGAAUUCCAGAAUUCAACCAAAUGAACUGGAAACAUCAAAAGCAUCAGCACGUGUUAGUACUGUAACCAGGCGGCGUAUUUCUCCAGGAAGCAAUUCCACCUGGGAGAAGAAGAGUGUCACAAUGUCAAACAUUGCCAUUGACCCGGACAUCAAACCUGGGGAAUAUGUUAUUAAGAGCCUCUUUGCUGAAUUCACAGUUCAGGCUGAAAAAAAGAUUGAAGUUGUAAUGGCUGAACCAUUGGAACGUCUUGAUUUUGCAAUGAAAGAAAUCAUAUUUGAUCUACUUUGUGUUGGAAAGCCAUCAAAAACAUUUGCUAUUAAUCCAGAGAGAAUGAACAUAGGUUUGAGAGCAUUUCUAGUUAUUGCAGAUAGUUUACAGCAAAAAGAUGGGGAGCCUCCAAUGCCAACAACAGGAGUUGUCCUUCCAUCAGGAAGUACAUUGCGAGUAAAGAAAAUCUUCCUGAACAAAACCCUCACGGACGAAGAAGCUAAAGUGAUAGGUUGGUUUAUAUACUUCUUUGUGUAUUCAGGACCCAACACUGGGAAUAUGCACAUUAUUGCAGAUUUAUAUGCAGAAGUGAUUGGUGUUCUUGCACAGUCAAAAUUUCAGGCAGUAAGAAAGAAGUUUAUGACUGAACUGAAGGAACUACGUCAGAAAGAGCAGAGCCCUCAUGUUGUGCAAAGUAUUAUCAGUUUAAUUAUGGGAAUGAAGUUCUUCCGGGUCAAAAUGUAUCCUGUGGAAGAUUUUGAAGCUUCAUUUCAGUUUAUGCAGGAAUGUGCGCAAUAUUUCCAUGAAGUGAAAGAUAAAGACAUAAAACAUGCACUUGCUGGACUCUUUGUGGAAAUACUGAUUCCUGUGGCUGCUGCUGUUAAGAAUGAAGUGAAUGUGCCAUGUCUGAAGAACUUUGUAGAGAUGCUCUAUCAGACCACCUUUGACCUUUCAUCAAGAAAGAAACAUUCUUUGGCCCUGUACCCAUUGGUUACCUGCCUCCUGUGCGUCAGUCAAAAACAAUUCUUUCUCAACAACUGGCACAUAUUCCUUCAGAAUUGUCUGUCUCACUUAAAGAUGCCAUCUAACAACAGUAUCAGAAAGCAAAUAGAAACUUUGCAGAACAAAGACCCCAAAAUGUCACGGGUUGCACUGGAAUCGCUGUAUAGAUUGCUAUGGGUUUAUGUAAUCAGAAUAAAAUGUGAAAGCAACACUGUAACACAAAGAUAUUACUCUCGUAAGUCUGCUGUCUACUGCUUCCAGCGCAUUUACAUCCUACCUCAAAAUAAGGUGACCAGAUUCCCAUUAAAUAUUCUGUGCCUGCUACCUCAUUUAGUUCAACAUUUUGAUAACCCUACCCAAUUCUGCAAGGAAACUGCUGACAGAAUAGCAAAGGUCUGUGCAGAAGAAAAAACAGUCACACUCUCGAACCUGGCUCACAUGAUGAGCCUUUACAGCACACACAGUUAUUCACGGGACAGUGCAAAUUGGAUUAAUGUGGUUUGCCGAUACCUGCACGAUGCAUUCUCAGACAUCACUUUUAACCUGGUCACUUACUUAGCUGAGCUAUUAGAAAAGGGCCUAGCUAGUAUGCAGCAGUCAUUGCUACAGAUUAUCUAUAGCCUUCUGAGUCAUAUUGAUCUGUCUGGAGCACCAGUAAAACAAUUCAAUUUGGAAAUCAUGAAGAUCAUCGGCAAGUAUGUGCAGGUUAUAUUUUCAUCCAGUGAAGACUUAGAUAUUGCAGAGCAGCAGACAAGUUUAAUCUCCACAACUGAAGAGCCAAUCAGAGAAGAGGAAGUACCAGUAGAGGAUGCUAAUACUGAACAGCAAUUUGGAGUGUUGAAGGAUUUUGAUUUCUUAGACGUUGAACUGGAAGAUGCGGAGGGUGAAAGCAUGGACAACUUUAAUUGGGGCGUACGGAGGCGUUCAUUGGAUAGCAUCGAGAAGGGAGAUACACCAUCGCUUCAGGAAUUCCAGUAUUCAGGAAGCACACCCAGCUUAACCUUAACCAAUCAGGAGGACACCGAUGAAUCAUCCGAGGAGGAGGUAUUGGCUGAAAGUCAGAUGUUAACCCAAUCACAGAUACUAAACAGUGAUUCAAUAAUAGAUGAUGCUGCACCAAACCAUGUGGAAUCCUUGCAACAGUCAAGAGAAACAACGACGAAUGAACUGUCUGAUGAAGCACUACUGCCCAGAGCUGAGACCCCAAAUUUAGAGACACUGCUUCCAGAUAGCGCUAACAACCAGCUUCCUGAGGAUGCCAGUGCAGUUAUGAAGGAUGAACUGGUUAUCACUGUUGGUGAAGACACUGGUUCAGACAGUAACCAAGAUUCCCAGAAGUUUGAAGACGCAGUUAUUUCUGGGAGUUACCCAGAGUUCAUCUGUGAAGAGGAUGUAACCCUUGCUCUUAAAGAGCUUGAUGAAAGAUGUGAAGAGGAGGAGGCAGAUCUUUCAGGACAUUCAAGUCAAGAUGAAGGAGACCAGGAAGAGUUUCCUGAAAUUCAAGCCUCACCACCACCAUCACCAUUCCUUUCUGCAAUCUUGUCUGCUUUUCAACCAGUGGCUUAUGAGGAUGAGGAAGAAGCCUGGCGUUGCCACGUCAAUCAAAUGCUGUCCGAUACAGAUGGAUCCUGUGCAGUGCAUACAUUUCAUGUGUUCUCCAGAUUGUUUCAGAACAUUCAGAAAAAAUUCUGUGCCAUAACUCAUGAUUCAGUCAGUCAUUUGGGGGACAGCCUGCAGAAGAUUGGGUCAAAGUUCAAGAGCUCAUUAGAAGUAAUGAUGAUGUGUUCAGAUUGUCCUACUGUAUUUGUGGAUGCCGAAACUCUUGUCUCAUGUGGAUUGUUAGAGACAUUAAAGUUUAGUGUAUUGGAGCUACAAGAACACUUGGAUACCUACAAUGCCAAAAGAGAUGGAGCUGAGCAGUGGUUGGAGAACUGUAAAAGAACAUUCGGCACAGUUGAUGCUCUCCAGAGAACAAAUAGAGAAGCACAAGAGUUGGAGCUGUGUCGAAGACUAUACAAACUGCAUUUUCAACUACUGCUCUUGUAUCAAGCCUACUGUAAACUUAUCAGUCAAGUAGACACCAUCAAGCAAAAGGUUGAGGUUAUAAAUAUGUCAGAGGAACUGGCUCGGUUGGAAGCCAGCCUGAAAGAGGCAGAAGAUUUCAGUAAUGAAGUUGAAGUUUCUGAAGCCCUGCAGACAUGCACAGAGAUUGCUAUUCACUCGCUCAUUGAAACUUUAAGAAACAAGGAAUUUCCAUCUGCACUUUCUCAGGUCAAAGUAUUCAGAUCUAGAUGGCCCAAUGAUAUUUUUGGAAACUGUGACGAUGAUCCAGUACAAACCCUCCUGCAUAUUUAUUUCCGCCAUCAAACACUGGGUCAAACUGGCAGUUUUGCGGUGGUGGGGUCUAACCAGGACUUAUCCAAAGUCUGCUCUAAACUGAUGGAACUGAAUCUGCAGAUUCGUGAGUCUCUCCGAACAGUGCAGUCAUACCAGCUUCUGGCAAAGACAUCAGCUUCAGAUAUUCAAAGACCUGGAUUUUAAGAAACAGCAGUGGCUCAAAUUUCAUCCCUUUCAGUGUUGAUAAGAAGGUGCAUCAUGUAUAUUAAUCACAUCCCUCACAUUGGCUUCAAUUUUUUUGAACACGCUGUAGGUUGUCUUUAUUUAUAAAAAUAUAGUCACGCACAUGAAGCAACCAGAUGGUAGACAGUUAAAAACCAAUUGACUGGGUAAUAGCUGUAUGGAACUAAACAGCAAAUCACUCCAUGUGCACAAAGUGUAUAGGAUUGACUGUGUAACAAUUUUCUGGUAAAGGGCAUGGAAUGAAGAAAAGUGUUAUUCUUCAUUUUCUGAGGACAACCCAGUUCCAUUGUAAUAAUGUAUAGUAGUGACACUGAGGCUCUCUGUAGCAGGUGGAAUGAUGCUAAACUCAUCUGGGAAAUGGCUUUAGGCUGAAUAACCUGCAAGGCUUCAAGGCAACAAGAAUAUUUCAGCUUUGUUUUCAUAGUGUCUAUGGACAAACUCUUACAUAAACUAUUUAAUGCCACUUUCCAUGUGGUAAUAAUAUUAUUUGUAAGACUUGAUUUAGAACAAACUGACUGCAGGCUUUAGAGUAUAAAAAUGUUAAUAGUUCAUAAGGUCUCAAAGCAUGCCUGAAAAAAACAUUUAAGGAAAUUUAUUUUGUAUUAGAAUUAAUAUGAUCCAUAGUAUGCUGUAGAGAAUCUUAUAUAAAAGUUAGGAUACUUGACAGGUAAAUUUAACUGAGUUUUACUCAGUAAUGUAAACUAAUUCUACAUCUGUUAUUUUUGCCUACUGUUCAGUGUACGUUAGAUACUCUCUGAUCAGUGAUCGUUAUAAAUACCAGUGGUAUCUAACCAAAAAUAUGCCUGUAGGUACUCAAAACUGAACGGCAGCAGAAAUAAAAAGUGCUUCAUCCUAGCAAUUUUAGGAGAACUCACCUAACUUAUUUUACUCUGUAAAUAUUUUAGACCUGUAUAGUGUAAAAUCAGUAUUGUAUUUCUUGUACAUUUGUGCAUUGCACUGUUGUGAGAAUAGGUGUAUAAAACUAAUGCAAAAGAAAACAAAACUAAGUACUGGUAAUGAGUCUUUAUCUGCUGUCUCUCUAGUCUGUGAAUUUACAGAUAAUUCUGAAAAGCAGAUACUGUUCUGUCUACUCAUUCGAACUUCGGGACCAUUUUUCCUUCGUUAUUGGGAAAGAAAGUCAAGGAUGAGUCUGCAACCUUCAACAUACUCAAAAAGACUGAAAUACUGAAAAUCUCCAACUUUCAUAAUUGUGAUUCUGUUUGCAGCAGUGGCUUUCUGUGGGGAAAGAAAUUGAAUGUAAAAAUCUGUUUGCUGGGAAUGACCCUGCUUAUAAUAUGCAUCUGUCCUAUCCACUGUGAUUUUUAUUGGGCUCUAUACCAUGGAGUGUAGAAUGUACUAUUUAAUUAAUAGCAUCUGCCUUUUGAGAAAAAGUGCAUUAUAGACCAGGAAUAAUUAUGAUGAAUUGUAUGAGUUUAAGGCACUGUGCAUGCUAUCAGACUGCAAACAGUAGUUAACAAUAAUUUAAGGCUCUGUAACCAGUCAUAGCAAAUUAACAAAUCACUGUAAUCAUUCUUCAAUGAUAAAUUAUUUUGUUGGCA
Rhincodon typus (whale shark) is the source of this 5370-nucleotide messenger RNA. Its product is annotated as protein furry homolog-like. Bases 74 to 3772 code for a protein of 1232 amino acids. The transcript has 26 exons. Lineage: Eukaryota; Metazoa; Chordata; Chondrichthyes; Orectolobiformes; Rhincodontidae. The record is from RefSeq and is a predicted model, not a curated record. Gene Ontology annotation, biological process: cell morphogenesis; neuron projection development. Gene Ontology annotation, cellular component: site of polarized growth; cell cortex.